UCGAGCUUGAGAGGCAGGGGCGUCCUGGGUGGUGAGGUCUAGGCCCUCAAGCGAGCGUCCCGGACUGUCCCGCCGGCGGUAGGCGGCAAGUUGGGGCCAGGGCUCCAAAGCCAGUGGUCGGGGACCGCACAGCGUGGGCGCCGCCCUCUUCGGAGCCCGCUGGAGUGUGCAGUGAUAUCCUGAGAGAAGAUGGGAAAGGGCUGCAAGGUUGUGGUUUGUGGAUUGUUAUCUGUGGGGAAAACUGCAAUUUUGGAGCAGCUCCUUUAUGGAAAUCAUACUAUUGGAACAGAAGAUUGUGAAACAAUGGAAGAUGUAUACAUGGCUUCGGUGGAAACGGAUCGGGGAGUAAAGGAACAACUCCAUCUUUAUGACACCAGAGGCCUACAGGAAGGCGUGGAGCUGCCAAAGCAUUAUUUUUCAUUUGCUGAUGGCUUUGUUCUCGUGUACAGUGUGAAUAACCUUGAAUCCUUUCAAAGAGUGGAACUACUGAAGAAAGAAAUCGAUAAGUUCAAAGACAAAAAAGAGGUAGCAAUUGUUGUAUUAGGAAACAAGAUCGACCUUUCUGAGCAGAGGCAAGUGGAUGCUGAAGUGGCACAGCAGUGGGCAAAAAGUGAGAAAGUGAGACUGUGGGAAGUAACUGUUACAGAUCGGAAAACUCUGAUUGAACCAUUCACUUUAUUAGCCAGUAAACUUUCCCAACCCCAGAGCAAAUCAGGCUUUCCUUUGCCUGGGAGGAAAAACAAAGGGAACUCUAGCUCCGAGAACUAAAAAUCAGUAAUUCCACAAUUGUUUGUUGAAUGGGGAUGGCCUUUAAAGUGUCUGUGAACAUGGGGUAAGAUUAGUAUUUAAAAUAGGCCAUUUGUAUAUAUCUUUGUUCCUUAGGAAACCCUCAAGGUAGUAAUUCAAUGCACUUUAGGUUAUAAUUAAAUUAUUCAGUUGGGCUAAGUUUAUUAUUGCCUGAUAUGAAAUAAUAUAUUCUUAUUCUCAUUGUUUGAAGCCUGUCCCUGAAAUUAGCACCUCUGUUAUUUAUGUUGCACUUGUCAAAACAGUAAAAUAAAGCUUGGAUAGUGCUCUGGUU
Messenger RNA from Galeopterus variegatus (Sunda flying lemur), 1078 nucleotides. It is a transcript of the gene NKIRAS1, whose product is annotated as NFKB inhibitor interacting Ras-like 1. Lineage: Eukaryota; Metazoa; Chordata; Mammalia; Dermoptera; Cynocephalidae. The record is from RefSeq and is a predicted model, not a curated record. The transcript has 4 exons. Bases 190 to 768 code for a protein of 192 amino acids. Gene Ontology annotation, molecular function: GTPase activity; GTP binding. Gene Ontology annotation, biological process: canonical NF-kappaB signal transduction.